Molecule: messenger RNA, 1257 nt
Organism: Lichtheimia ornata
Lineage: Eukaryota; Fungi; Mucoromycota; Mucoromycetes; Mucorales; Lichtheimiaceae
Exons: 3
Coding region: 1-1257 (418 amino acids)
Biological process (GO): regulation of protein phosphorylation
Cellular component (GO): nucleus; cAMP-dependent protein kinase complex
Molecular function (GO): cAMP-dependent protein kinase regulator activity
Source: RefSeq, a predicted model, not a curated record
AUGACUUUGGACGGCAACUUCACCUUCUCCAGCACAGAUGAAUAUACACAAUUGUUGACCGAAUUGCACACAGACUAUUGCCGUGAUCAGCCCGAAGAUGUGCUGCAAUAUUGUGCCAACUUUUUCAACCGUAAACUAGAAGAGCAACGAGUCAUGUUCCGUGAACAACGCAACCCCAUGUUCCAAGACGAGUUUCAUCCACUCGCUGGCAACGGAGCUCCUGAUACCCACCCUACUGCCCAAGAGCAUCUUAUGGACAGCGAUGACCACCGAGACGAUGAUUUCGAUGAUGAAGAGGAUGAUGAUUUUGAUGAUGAGGUGCGAGACAAGUUCACAACCGAGCCUUUGGGAGGACUUCCACCACCAGCAUACAAUCGUGAUCGACGAACUUCUGUGAGUGCAGAAUCCAUGGCACCUACUCAAGGACGUGACUUUGUCAAGCAAGUGAUUCCAAAGACACAAGAGCAAUGUGAGCGUAUUCGUGCUAGCGUCGGCAACAACUUUUUGUUCAAGAAUUUGGACGAGGAGCAGUAUCAGGAUGUGGUGAAUGCCAUGGCUGAGAAACGCGUUGCUUUGGAUGAAACGGUUAUUGAACAAGGCGGUGUGGGCGACUUUUUCUAUGUGGUGGAAUCUGGCACUUUUGAUUGUUACAUUAGCAAGGCAGGUGCGCCUCCCAACAAGGUCACUAGCUAUGAAGCAGGUGGUAGCUUUGGUGAAUUGGCUCUCAUGUACAAUGCCCCUCGUGCUGCUACCAUUGUCGCUACCUCGGAUGCUGUUCUUUGGGCUCUUGAUCGCGUCACUUUCCGUACCAUCCUCAUGGAGAACACUUCUCGUAAGCGUCGCAUGUACGAAUCAUUCUUAGAAGAGGUGCCACUCUUAAAAUCACUCGAACCUUAUGAGCGUCACAAGAUUGCCGAUGCAUUGGACACGGUUUAUUUCGAGGCUGGUGCAACAGUGGUGGUUGAAGGAGAUGUUGGUGAUCGUUUCUAUAUUAUCGAAUCAGGCGACGCGAGCGUUUACAGAUUGGGACCUGAUGGCAUGCAACAAGAAGUCAAUGCACUUGGUAGAGGCAACUAUUUUGGAGAACUUGCGUUGCUCAACGACACUCCACGUGCAGCAACCGUUGUGGCACAAGGCAGAUUGAAAUGCGCAACGCUUGGCAAGAAGGCUUUCACUCGUCUCUUGGGUCCUGUCUUGGAAAUCCUCAAGCGUAAUUCGGAGAAUUAUCACGCCAUCAUCAGCCAACAACAACGAUAG